AUGGGCCUCGCGGUAUCUGGGCGUGUUGGUAACUGUAGAGUCCAAGGAAAGUCUCGUGGCUCGAAUCGCGUCCGAAAGUAUAAAGGCCUCUUCUCCCCUUGCGGUGCGAUUUCAGGGUUCGAAUACAGCAUCAUCGAUGGAGCCCCUUUCGAUCGGGAGCUCAGUCGCCGACAUAGGCGGCCAUCGGAAUCCUUGGAGGCCCCGAUCGGUGUCAAAUUUGGUGAAAGAAAAACUACCGUGUGGAAAGCUCUCUUUGACAUGAUUUUAGCAGCAAAUGAUCAAAACAGUGGAUUUUGCACCGGAGACGCCCGGACGUUUCUCCCCUUCGUACCUGAGGAGGGAAUGCUGGUGGAGGACAAGAUCCGGUUGGGCUCCACGCCGCCGAGCUGCCACAACCGGUGCGACCUAUGCAACCCAUGCACGGCGGUCCAGGUCCCUACUCUCCUGGUCCAGUCCACUCCGGUUCGUUCCCGGGUCAGGAAGGUUCGCCCGUCGGAUGACCCGUUCUCCUACGGCAACCAGUACUCCAACUACAAGCCCCUGGGGUGGAAGUGCAGCUGCGGCAACCGCCUCUACAACCCUUAGUUGCAGAGGACCUCUUCUCCGUGCACUGGUUUUGAGAAGAAUCGUUAGUCUCUAUGCACGCGUUUGCAAGAUCCUUCUCGCUCUCUUUGGCUUUCCUCCCUGUUCCAACUGUUUGUUGGGUGUAGGUUGCCAUUCUUUUGUAGGCGCGACAUGGCAGUGCACCUGCUGCGAUAGAUACUCUUAAUGUACAGAGCAGCAGCGAGAGAGCGAAGGCUGACCCGUUCACUUAACACUAUAAUGGAUUGUGAGUUUGGUCUC
Messenger RNA from Musa acuminata AAA Group (dessert banana), 843 nucleotides. RefSeq names its product EPIDERMAL PATTERNING FACTOR-like protein 1. The coding region runs from base 1 to 585 and encodes 194 amino acids. The record is from RefSeq and is a predicted model, not a curated record. Gene Ontology annotation, biological process: stomatal complex development; guard cell differentiation. The transcript is spliced from 4 exons. NCBI's taxonomy places the organism in Eukaryota, Viridiplantae, Streptophyta, Magnoliopsida, Zingiberales, Musaceae.